Bemisia tabaci is the source of this 437-nucleotide messenger RNA. Lineage: Eukaryota; Metazoa; Arthropoda; Insecta; Hemiptera; Aleyrodidae. The record is from RefSeq and is a predicted model, not a curated record.
UUCCAAAAGGGGUUUAGACUCAACAAGUAAAAUAGAAAUUUUAGAAGAAAGUGAGGCAAACACAGAGAGCCCCGCAAUAACUGGAAAUAAAAAACGGUUGGUAAAUCCGAGCACAGGCAGAACUACAUAUAUAAACCCCAAACCAGUCGAGUGGGAGAGGGACGAAAAAGGAAGAAUUAAAAAUAUUAGCAGCGGGAACUUUGUAAGCCUCAAGCGUGAAAUUGAAAGUAGAGGACACUUGUACAAUUUUAAUUCCAUCGAGGAAGGGAGAAGAUACUUAAGAAAAUUAGAAAACGAAAAAUUCGCAGAGGAAAAAUUGUAUGAAUCAGUAGAAUCAGGAUACUUAACGCCAAAAAGUGGAAGGCAUUCUGAAAAAUUGCAAAAUAUAGAGGAUAAGGUAGAUUAUCAGUCGGAGUCAUCAACCUUUACCCCAGCAG